UUUGGUUCUAUGCUUUUAUUCAACAGUUAUAUCUAUAUAAGUUUAUCCACUGAUAUCUAUAUAUAUGAUUAACAUGUAACUUAUUUUACACAAUGUUUAUUCGGAAUAUUUAUUUUACAUGUAAUGCGCAAUUUAUUUCCAUUUGUUUGUGUGGAUUUUAUUACUACACACUAGUUUCAUCGUACAGUUUUUCGGAACAAACUAUUUUCAGACAAUUUGCAGGAGAAAAUUUAAGUCAACAAUUAAAAAAUUCUGUUGAUAAAAUUUUAAAAUUGAAUUUCUCCAAUGAGUAUAAUUUGUUUCAUUGGACUACUGUUACAGUAUUUAAAGAAAUUGUUAAUAACACACGUAUAGUGUGGUUGAUUUUUAGUGGAUCAAUUGAUAGAAUAAAUUUAAGUUCAUUGAAUCCAUUUACUGAGAAAGCGGUUGGAGUUAUUGCAUGUCAGCUAACUUAUAAUUCUGAGCAUGCAUUAUGGUUACAUCUAGAUGAAUGUUCUUUGAUUGGAGGUAAAAACAUGCCAAAUGAAGGAAAUGAACAUAUUCUAAAACAUCAUGGUAGUACUACCCUUUUGGGAAUGAGCCUUGGUAGUCUUGAGUUUGAAAAACCUAUAAGUGGAGCAGUCAUAGUAUAUUGUGAUCCUUUGUGGCAUAAUGACAAACAGAAACAUAAAAGUCAGUCUGUUGUGGAUAUCAAAUAUCAAGAACAAGCAGGUGGUAGAUGCUAUAUUCGUUUAAGACAUAAUGGUAAAUGGUUACGCCAAAGGCGAACAAAUCAAAUAGAAGACACCAUCCAGUUUUGUACUAAUGCUCAGUAUUCACAACCAUGUGGUGGAGGGUUUUCAUUCGAUUUACAACAGACACCAAUCACCGAUAAAAAUCCUCAUUAUUAUCAAAAUUACUCCAAUUAUCUCAAUGCACAAUUACCAAAUAUUCAAUUUCUUACUAGUUUAUUUUUAGCUAAUCCAGGUGAAGUGCAAGUCCUAGAUGACAUAUUAAUGAAUUUUAAAGACAUUCCUAAUAAAACUCAUUCAAAAUUUACUGUUCGUAGAAUUCUCGGUAAUCAUGUACAAUAUGGUCAACAAGUUAGAUGGACACCGUUUUCUAAGUCUUGGAAACAUUAUUUCGACUUAGAAAACAACAACACGAUUUUAGCAGGCGAUAUAUGGAUGCAUGAAAAGUUAGCUAUAGUUUCUUCAUUAGGCGAUUCAUACAAACCAGAUAUAAAAGCCUUCAACCCCAAGUCUACAGAACCAGAAGGAUGGUUGGUUUACAGUAUCAUAAAUAGCGAUCGAAACAACUCUGAAUCAUCUGGUGAUUUUACCGGCUUCGGUUUCAGCAUGGAGACGGUAAAUAUUCCCCAACACUCAAAAGGUAAGGGUGCUUCACGAACUAAUUAUGGAAUUUUAAUUGGAGCCCCAUUUGAAACUUCUUCCAAACUACAAAUACCUAAUCAUGGAAGAGUAUAUAUUGUAUGCCCAGAAAAACAUAUUACCUAUAAAACUGGUUUGUUUUUCAUAGAAGGAACUCGAAAAAAUGAGUUUUUCGGAUAUUCAAUAGUUCGUCUAGGUGAUAUUGAUGGAGAUGGAAUAGAUGAUGUGGCUAUUGGUGCUCCAGCAAUACAGUCAAAGAAUACAGAAAUGAGUGGAGAAAAUUUAAAUAUUUCACUAUAUAAUGGUCGUGUUUACAUUUAUCGAAUUACACCACAGUGUACACUAGAUCCACAGCCUCUACAGAUUAUAGAAUCUCCUCAACCAGAGAUUGGUGACGGUUUUGGAAUUGGGCUGUCAAGAGGGUUCGAUGCAGAUGGAGAUGGUUGGCCGGAAUUUGCUGUAACUUCAUUGAAAUUAAAUACAGUACCAUAUUUAUUUACAAUGCCUAAACUAUUGAAAGCACAAUGUCAAGUAAAUAUCCCACCAUUAUACUCAAUGUUACACUUCAAAAAGGGUACUACAAUACCAUUUGAAAUAAAAGUUCGCUUGUAUGAUCUACAUCUACGACAAUAUAUCAACAUUCCGGAAGGAUUGAUUUCUGCUCAAACACGUCAUCAUGAAGUAAAUCCAGAUGUACUAUGGAAUUAUUAUUUGAAUUCAAAUAGAACAAGUCAAACUUUUUCAUCUGACUUUUUAAUAAAACAAAAUGUUGAGUUAUCAACAUUCAAUAUGUUCAGUAUUCAAUUGAAAAAGUUAACGACACGUUUUCAAAUACUAGAUAACAAAAUAAACAAUAUCCACUUGGAUUCAUCACAGUCAUAUAUGAUAAUAAAAUUUUAUUUAAUAGCUAUGUAUGGAUUAGAAGAAAUGAAUUUAAAUAGUAUACCACUGAAAAUCUCAUAUAAAUCUGGAAUAAAUGUAACAGAAU
Molecule: messenger RNA, 2358 nt
Organism: Schistosoma turkestanicum
Lineage: Eukaryota; Metazoa; Platyhelminthes; Trematoda; Strigeidida; Schistosomatidae
Source: the annotation of a GenBank genome assembly